AUGCCCAACUGCACUCUGCACUCUCUGCCACUCCACUACAACGACGAGGAGGCCAGCGUUGCGCUGGGGCUCGACCAGAGCGUCAUUAAUUCCUACCCCAGGUUCCAGUUCGACAGGGACAACGCGCGGAAUAGUAACGGGAAUAACAACACGUGCUCCAUAUGUUUGUGCGAGUACAAGGAUUCGGAGAUGCUCAAGAUGAUGCCCGAGUGCCGCCAUUUCUUCCACCUUUGUUGCCUCGAUUCCUGGCUCAGACUCAGAGGCACCUGCCCCGUUUGCCGCAACUCGCCGCUCCCGCCGUCGCUCUCCACGCCGCUGCAGGAGGUGGUGCCGCUCUCUCAGUACGCCGUCGAUAGAAGGCGAAGUAGGUGACUUUUUUUUUCUUUUUUUUUGAACUUUUUGGGUUAAUUUGUGAUGUAGGCUUUGCCUUUUUUUUGGUUGUUGGGAGGAGAUUUUUGAAGUUUUGAUUUUUAUUUUAAUUUUUAACCAUCUCCACGGGAAUAUCCCUGCAGAAACUGAUCUUCUUUCAAAACUAAGCUAUUUGAAUUUGUCUUGGAAUGAUCUUCAAUCACAGAUGCCUCCAGAAUUUGGCCUCCUUCAGAAUCUAGCAGUUUUGGAUAUUCGAAACAGUGGCUUGCGUGGUUCAGUUCCAGCAGAUAUAUGCGACUCAGGCAAUUUAGUUGUCCUCCAACUAGAUGGAAAUUCAUUGCAAGGGAAUAUUCCAGAAGAGAUUGGGAAUUGGGCAUCGCCGUUUGACGUGGCAAACGUGGCAGAGAGUGCAGAGUGCAGUUGGGCAUCGCCGUUUGCCACAUAUACUAAAACUUAACGCCGUCCAUUUUUAAGGACUAAUACUAAUAGUUUCAAAACUACGAGGAUUAAAAACCAUCAAAGUUUCGAAUAGGGACUAAAACCAAAAUCGUGUGAUACUUAAGGGACGAAAAA
Messenger RNA from Vigna angularis (adzuki bean), 942 nucleotides. Its product is annotated as RING-H2 finger protein ATL67-like. The record is from RefSeq and is a predicted model, not a curated record. The coding region runs from base 1 to 372 and encodes 123 amino acids. Gene Ontology annotation, molecular function: transferase activity. The transcript has 2 exons. Gene Ontology annotation, biological process: protein ubiquitination. NCBI's taxonomy places the organism in Eukaryota, Viridiplantae, Streptophyta, Magnoliopsida, Fabales, Fabaceae.